Molecule: messenger RNA, 2811 nt
Organism: Oncorhynchus mykiss (rainbow trout)
Lineage: Eukaryota; Metazoa; Chordata; Actinopteri; Salmoniformes; Salmonidae
Product: E3 ubiquitin-protein ligase TRIM21
Molecular function (GO): zinc ion binding; protein binding
Source: RefSeq, a predicted model, not a curated record
AUUUUACUGAAGUGAAAGUAAACUAAAGCAGGGAAUUGUACAUGGAAACAAAGUCUGCUGCUCGUCACAAGGCUAACAACAACACAGCAGCACAGUGUCCAACAUUCAACAAGAAAACAGGAAAACUCCCACACAGACAUGGCGUCCCUUAGCAGUCUCUUGUCUGAAGAGCAGAUACAGUGCUCUAUCUGUCUGGAUGUGUUCACUGAGCCAGUCACUACUCCUUGUGGUCACAACUUCUGCAAGGCCUGUAUCAGUGGAUACUGGAAUAAGCCUGGCCUGUGCCAGUGUCCAAUGUGUAAGGACAUGUUUUACAGAAGACCUGAGCUCAAAAUCAACACAACACUCAGAGAUGUUGCAGAUCAUUUUAAGAGGAUGAGAGACAGAGAUGAGUCCCUUGCUAAGCCUGGAGACGUGGCCUGUGAUGUCUGCACUGGGAGAAAGCACAAGGCCCUGAAGUCUUGUCUGGAAUGUCUGACCGCUUUCUGUGAAACUCACCUGCAGCCUCACAACAGAGUUGCAGGCCUGAAGAGACACAAGCUGAUCAACCCUGUGGAGAACCUGCAAGACAGGAUGUGUAAGAAGCAUGACAGACUCCUGGAACUGUUCUGUAGGACUGACCAGACGUGGGUGUGUACGUUCUGCACUGAGACAGACCACAAGACUCACCUCACCGUCCCGCUAGAGGAAGAGUGUGGACAGAGGAAGGCUCAACUGGAGAAGAUUGAGGCAGAAGUUCAGCAGAUGAUCGAGGAGCGACUGCAGAAGGUUCAGGAGAUCAAACACUCAGUAAAAUUCAGAAAAAGAGCAGCAGAGCGAGAGAUAGCAGAAAGCAUGGAGGUCUUCACUGCUCUGGUGCGCUGCAUUGAGAGAAGCCAGGCUGAGUUCAUUGAGGUGGUUGAGGAGAAGUUGAAAGCAGCAGAGUGGCAGGCUGAAGGGCUCAUUAAAGAGCUGGAGCAGGAAAUCACUGAGCUACAGAGGAGAUGCUCUGAGUUGGAGCAGCUCUUACACACCAAGGACCACCUCCACCUCCUACAGAGCUCCCCACCCCUCUGUAAGCUUCCUCCCACCAGGAAGUGGCCUCAGAAAUAUGUCCACAGUCGGCUGUGUCUGGGAAAUGUAAGGAGAGUUGUGUAUCAACUGGAAGACGCUCUUCACAAUGAGAUGGAGAAGCUGCCUGACAUCAAGCUGAAGAGGAUGCAGCAGUAUGCAGUGGAUGUAACUCUGGACCCUGAUACAGCAUUUCCAUUCCUCAUCCUUGCCUCUCUGCUCUGGGACGGGAUGUGAUGCUUGGCAAGAGGAGGAGUCCAGUGCUUUUUACAGAGGAGGGCUUAUCGCACUGCCCCAGAAGCCGCGCGCACAAGCAUAAGUACGCGCAAACACACACACACGCACACUUGCCACCUACUGGGCCCGUUUUAUUAUUUGAAGUCUUUGCUAUUUAAUUACGAUUACCCAGAGGCAGACAUGGCUACAGAAAAGGGUUAACUUGGGACCCGAUGCAAGAGACUCACACACACACACACACACACACACACACACACACACACACACACACACACACACACACACACACACACAGGGCCUGUCCUGGCUGUUCAGCCGCCCUACGCGAGACAAGCUCCUACAAGAAACAGUCCAAGUAAGCAAAAUUACAUUGUAAGACGUCUAAAAUACAUAUUUUUCCAGAUGUUGAAGUUACGUUCAAUAUUGGUUCUGAAUCAAAGACAAAAAUACAUAUUUUCCGGGCUUUGAAAUCAGGUAAAUUUUAGGUUCUGAAUGAAAGUUGAAAAUAGGUCAUUUAUAGACUAUGUUUGUGCCAAAUCAAGGCUGGUCCAGACCAGACAAAAUCUAAACCAAACAAGAUGUCCAAUUAGCGUCAGCAUCGGUCUGUGCAUUUUCAUUUGAAUGGGCGCCAUUUAGGUUAGGCUAUUUGAUCGGAGAAACCUGCAUGAUGUAAAAAAUAUCUGUCACAUUACAUUGUCAUCCAUUUUAUCUCCAGUCUGUAGCCUACAGAAAACGCCAUAUACUCUUUCUACCAUAUCCUAGAUCUGCUACAUGAUUUAUGUUAGAUUCUUUUUUUGCCGUAACAUUGGUGGAGCGCUGCAGAGAUGUGUCUCUCCAACAGCACCCUGGAGAGGCACGCUGGGAACGGACAAUAUCAUUAUUUUGAGUCCCUGCCAAUGACAAAGUGGGCACUGCUUAUCAUAGGGCGGCAUCAGCACUCACCUAAAAAGCCCAUAUGCCACUGUUUGAGAGAAAUUGUCAUUGUUUUUGGCCAGAAUUAAUUAUGUGAGGUAUUAUGUGCUGUUGGAGGUACCGCCUUGGUCUGUUUAGCUCAGAGAAUGCCGCCCUCGUCGAUCUCCCGCCAUAAGAAGACCCAUAAUCCUGCCUAAUGAGAGGGCUGGGUCCUGCACACACCCACACACAAACUCUUCCAGCUAUGACUGAGGGUCGGGUCCUUUGUCCCUACAUCAUGUGGACAUGGUAAUGAUAGAGUUCGAAAGGGUCAGAAACGAUUUAUCCUUUCUUUCCUUCAUUCUUCUGUUCCUCUCUCCUUUUAAGUGUGCAUAAUUGAGUUUGAUUUUCUACUCCUUUUAUGAAAGGCCUCUAAUUGUAUUGCUCUGUAGGAAAAAAGUUCAAAAGUUGACAAAAGACCCUUAAGGUGAUUGACACAAAAGACACAAGUUGAAUUGAAUAUGUGGGCGCGGGUGUGUAUGAGCGCGUACACACUCACCCUUACACCCACGCACCCACGCACACACUCACCCUUACACCCACGCACCCUUCCUCACACUCACCCUUACACAC